AGGGAUGGGUGUUUUUCCACGGAGCUGAGAUAGAGAGAGAGCCGCGGAGACAGGGAGAUGUGACGGUUCCAGGAGUCGCGGUGGAAUGAGUCGGAAAACAAGGUUUCUCGGCAUCCCUCCAUCUCCCCAGCUUAUUCCGCACCUCUCUCCAAGGUCAUCAAUGCACAAGUGACUCAAUGUGGGAGACCAAACGCAGAUCGCGCCGUGCAGAGUGCAGAGAGCCCCUGUGACACACCCUGGAAAUCACUCCGGGAAGUGAGGGAUGAGAGAAAGAGGAGGGGGGGAAACGGAGUGAAAGAAUGAAGCAAUAGGAGAGAAAGUCAGAUGAAUAAAUGAGGAGAGAUAGGGCUGUAUGAGUGAGGGGGGAGGACUAAAAAGGAGAGAGGGAGCGAGAGAAGGUGGGGAGGAAGGAGGAGGAGGAAGGGGGUGAGGAGGGGAAGUGACCACCGACUCCAGGAUUCUCUGAUUGAACUGCUCCACACAUAAAGACAAGUUAAACACAGCCAUGAGGAAAUCAUAUCAAAACGCCAUAAAUAGGAUUUCGAGCCAAGUGGAUUCGUGGAUUUCUUCUCAAACUGAGGUCUCGAUUUCGGAAUACCACACCAGGAUUGGGCGAGUAAUUCGGGAUUUUCCAGGUUUUCUUCAUCUAUAGAAGCCUAAGAGGAUAUUGUGGGAUUGGAAUUUCUUCAACUCUCUGGUUUUUCUGACACUGACCUACAUCCGCCUCCUUUUGAUGUGUGUGGGGGGCGUGUGUGUGUGUGAAGGGGAGUAGGACAGGUUCAACACAAACACACUAUCACCCCCCCUCUCCCUCAUCCAUCCCCGACUAUCCCCAAAACACGAGGAGAAACACCUGGGGCGAGAUCUGUGCUAAACAAACACAAACACACACACACACACACACACACACCUGGAUAACAUGUGGAGCUGAUUCGGAUUAUAGAGCCGCACAGACGGAAAAGGUCUGUGGAUCGCCAGGCGUUCUACCAUGCCUGUCCCCCCACCCCUCAAUCCCAGCAGACAAAAACACCUGCCCCACACACACCUCCACCCAGAACAAAGGGCAGAACGCUCCACCUCCCCCUCCCUCUUCCCCGCAUCCAUCCUCUCUCUUUCUCUUCUGCCCCCUGUCCUCAUCUCAUCUCUGCCCUCCUCAUCCCACCUCGUCCACUGCGCGUGCCCCAGGGCCACAAAAAGAACCCUUCCCGACUCUGUCACUCUUCCGGCGUUUCACUGGCUGACUCUGGUCACAUGCUGCCUGCUGCCGUCUCUGAUUGGAGCAGGGGAGACGUGGGGCGUGGUCUCGGCCUGUCCCUUCCACUGCGUGUGUCGAAACCUUUCGGAGUCACUCAGCACGCUCUGCGCCGACAAGGGCCUCCUGUUUGUCCCCCCGCACGUUGACCGGCGCACCGUGGAGCUGCGACUGGCUGACAACUUCAUCACGGAAGUGGGCGGGAUUGACUUUGUCAACAUGACUGGACUAGUUGAUCUGACUCUGUCGAGGAAUACCAUCCACCUGAUCCGACCAAUGGCCUUUGCUGACCUGGAGAGUUUGCGCUCGCUGCAUCUGGAUGGGAAUCGUUUGACAACACUUGGACCAAGGGACCUCGCAGGUUUGGUCAAUCUGCAACACCUUAUCGUCAACAACAACCAGCUGGUCAAAGUCUCUGUCCAAGCCUUUGAUGACUUCCUGCUCACACUGGAAGACCUGGACAUGUCCUACAAUAACCUCAGGAGGGUACCAUGGGAGUCCAUUCAGAACAUGGCCAGUCUGCACACUCUCAACCUGGACCAUAACCUGAUAGACCACAUAGCAGAAGGAGUUUUUGGAGAGCUCUACAAGCUAGCGAGGCUGGAUAUGACCUCCAACAGGCUCCGCACCCUGCCUCCUGAUCCUCUGUUUGCAAGGUCCCAGACAGGUGCAAUAAGUCCCACACCCUACAAUGCUGUCAUAAGCUUAAAUUUUGGUGGGAAUCCUCUGCACUGCAAUUGCGAACUGCUAUGGUUACGGCGGCUUAUCCGAGGGGACGACAUGGAGACGUGUGCCACACCUCCUCACUUAGCCGGAAGAUAUUUCUGGUCGAUUCCUGAGGAGGAGUUCACUUGUGAACCGCCUCUCAUCACCCGGCACACUCACAAGCUGUGGGUGCUGGAGGGCCAACGAGCAACACUAAAAUGCCGCGCCAUUGGCGACCCUGAGCCUGUAGUCCACUGGGUUUCACCAGAUGACCGCAUCAUUGCCAAUUCAUCCCGGACCAGCUCCUUCAGCAAUGGGACCUUGGAUAUCUUAGUAACGGUUGCCCGUGAUGACGGGGCGUACACAUGUAUCGCAAUAAACGCAGCGGGUGAGGCCACUGCCACUGUGGACCUGAAAAUAAUCCCCCUACCACACCGAGGAGGAGCAGGUGGAAACACAGGGAGUAACAAUGGGAACACCAAAAACAACAGGAACGUGACCAAUGGGAUUUUACGGACCGAUCCGGGCUCCUCGGAUAUCAGCACGGGGAAAAAUGGAGGGAUUAAUGGUGCAGGACGUGUAGGAGAGGUGGAGGAUGGGAGAGGAGUUGAGGACGAUGAGGGCGACAGUAGCAGGGCCUCAGAGGGGGAGAGGGUCGAUGGAGGUAGCAUGGAGGAUGACGAGGGGGACGAAGAGGAAGGGAGGAUGGUUGGAGUACAAGGAGUUACCUCAACCUCGGCUCAGGUGCGAUGGGAUUUGGGGCGUUUGUCUGCGGCUUACGUUGUCUGGAUGUAUCAGAUACAAUACAACUGCACCGCUGACGAGACCCUCAUCUACAGAAUUCUACCAUCGACCAGCGACCGUUUCCUGCUGAAGAACUUGGUCUCCGGUGUGGACUAUAAUCUGUGUGUGCUGGCCAUCUUCGACGACACAAUCACAUCAUUAGCGGCGACUAAAGUCCUGGGCUGCGCCACGUUCUCCACCAAGGAUGUUUACCCAGCAUGCCGCUCUCUCCAAGCCCAUUUCCUGGGCGGGACGCUCACCAUUUUAGUUGGGGGUGUUGUCGUUGUCACCCUGCUGGUGUUCACGGUGGCACUCAUGGUUCGCCACCGUGUUUGCAAUCACGGUGACCACAUGAUUUGUCACAACGGCAACACUGAGGCAGGAGGCGGGGCCUGCUGUCAGGGUGGAGGUGUAGGGGGCGGGGAUAAGGGGGGAAAUAGUGGCGGGUGCUACCAAUCAAAUGGUUCGGGGGACAUGAUGAUGGUGGUCCUGCCCAAUGGGCUGCCAUCCAAGAGAGGAGAGAAGGACAAGGAGAAGGACAAAGAUAAGGAGAAGGAGAAGGAGGAGGCAGAUUCUGCUUCCGCUCUGCCUCCAAAACUCCCUCCAAAGCCCAGGCCCAAGCCGAAAGUCAACCUGGAGCAGUUUCUUUCAGCUGGGGGGGUUGUUUCCACAACGACAGGGGCAGGAGGUGAGAUGGCAUUGGUGGUGAGGCAAAGAAAGCUGGAGAAGGCGCCACCAUACACCCCUGAAAGUGACAGAACUCCCCUCUACUACUCCCCUUCCCCUUCAUCCACCCUGCCCCGUCAGUCACACUCCAGGGACCGCCCGAAACCCCGUCUGGAGCGAGAACUGACCAAUCGUGCCAGUUUCUCUCUGGCUGCACCCCUGAGAGACUCAGACUUGUUGGACUGGAGGAUCAGUCCCAGAGGCAGGGACAAGUGGAACUCCUCACAGGCUUAUCAGAGUCCUCUAUCCCCCCUAAGCCCUGCUUGCGGGACGGUUAGCAAACGGCGGCACUCGCUGGAUAUGGGCUCCUCUGUCGCCCUAGCGACUGAUGCUGCUGCGACUGUUGCCAAGCGCUAUGGUGCUGUGAACUACGCCAAGAGGCUGAGCGUGAUCUGGACAAGGCGCAGCCAGUCUCUCCAUGGAAUGCUGGUGCAGUGCGCCUCGACCACAAGCACAACGUCUUCGACAACGAGUGACGAGGCAGAGAGUGGCGGCGGCUUUGGGGCGCGUUGUGAGUUCCAACGGGGAUAUAUCCACGCGUAUAACACCACCAACUCCAACUCUAACACUGGGAUCACUACAGGGAAAGCGGGCGGUGUAAAAGACAGGGGGAGGCAAACAUCGAAGGAUGGAAAAAGUGCUGAAGAACUGGAGGAAAGCGUUGUAUAGGAUGGAACUUAAUAAAAAAAAGAGUGAGGGGGACAAAGGGUCUGUGAGACUGUUUAAAUGGGAUCUUAAUUUGAACGGGGCAAAGAGGUGGAGUCAGGGGAGAAACGGAGAGCACAACAGGGAAGAUGAAGUGAUUGCAGAUGAGGAGGGAAAGUUUUUAAGUUUAGAGGAAGGGGCAAGAGUAAAAUUGACUUGAGUCUCACUUGUGCAAAGAAGGGUAUCUGGAAGUCAAGUGAAAAUUUUUAAGAGACUCUCCAUAGCUGAUCUGAAGAGUGAUGGGCAGAAAAAUAAGUGGGGAGAGUGGGAAACAUAUGACUUGUUCUUAAAAUGGUCUUUAAAUACUCAAAUCAGAGCUUAAUCUGCAUCAGUAAAAAGUAAAAGACGGAACAAAACAACACAGCUUCAUUAAGACAGUGACAGCUGUAAGAACAGACAACAUGAGUGAUAUAUAUAAGCGCAGAGGGAGAGACAUUAUCAAACAGGGGAACACAUCAAUAGAGCAACAGAGCAAAGGUUACAUAGCGGAGAUGGGGAUGGCGUGAGCUCAGCGUGGAUCUCAGUAAAGCCUUUACACUAAUAGAACCAGACUCUUGCUAACACUUCAACUCUCCAGGGCCUCAGCCCCCACACCACCACCAGGGUUUACACUGGAUCAAAAACAACAACACGACCGGUAAUACUGGAGAAACACUCCUCUCGGACAAAAACACAAUAGAAAAAAACAGCAACAAAAAAAAAAAGAUUUGGAUGGCAUUGUCCUGCUUUGUUAUCUUGUUUUUGACUCCAACACUGAUGGCCAUUUUGAGACUCCUUUUCCAAAACACAAUGAAUGUGACUUUUAUGUGUCCUCUGUGGCUGGACAAUGAUUUUGGCUUGCUGUUCCUGCGGAUUAUGGGAGCAUAAAUACAGAGCCGGGUGCAUUGGACAUGAUCAAUCGAUACUGGCUGGAAAGAGCGAGUGCAGCACAGACAUUAUUAAAAGAAAGACAUUGGGAUUACAAUGGAGUCGAUAUGGAUUACAAAAUGGAGGAGACAGGGGUGCAUGCUGGAACAUGUGUGCAUUCCUGAAAGAUGGGAUCAUAUUGGAUGUCUGGAUGAUAAUGGACCAAACGAAUGAAUAAUGCUAAUGGAUGCAUAAGUGUGCAUGCAUUGACGGAUCAGGGACAGGAUGUGUGUCUGUGUGUUGUUAGUGUGCGCACAUGUAUAUGAAUGUUUGUGACGGGCAAUCCAGUCAACCAGACUCCAUUUGUGUUUAAUAAGGUUUAGCGCUUUCUGGACAUGCUGUAAAUGUAAAAAUUUAAGAUUAGCUGCGGUCCACCCAAAGUGAAGUAAAAGCGAAUGAAUCACUAUUUCCAGCAAUGUAGCAUGGUCAGAAAGCAGCGAGUGUUAAAGGGGGAAUUUCAAAUUCAUUUUUUGUGACUUCAGACUCCUUUGUGCCACAUGGAUUCACUUUAAAUCCAAACAGUGAAUGUUCUCAGAAAGGAAGCAGAUUUAAAAA
Messenger RNA from Plectropomus leopardus (leopard coralgrouper), 5632 nucleotides. Its product is annotated as leucine-rich repeat and fibronectin type-III domain-containing protein 4. Gene Ontology annotation, molecular function: protein binding. NCBI's taxonomy places the organism in Eukaryota, Metazoa, Chordata, Actinopteri, Perciformes, Serranidae. The record is from RefSeq and is a predicted model, not a curated record.